Molecule: messenger RNA, 3064 nt
Organism: Cygnus atratus (black swan)
Lineage: Eukaryota; Metazoa; Chordata; Aves; Anseriformes; Anatidae
Gene: TANK
Product: TRAF family member associated NFKB activator
Biological process (GO): canonical NF-kappaB signal transduction
Source: RefSeq, a predicted model, not a curated record
CGGGCGGGCGGGGAGAGGCCCGGCAGGAAGUGAGUUCUGGUUCCUGGGUUAAGGUGCUCGCAGGAGCGAGCGCCCUGUGCCGGGAGCGGCCGCGGGCUCCGUGAGGCGCUCGUUUCCAGUCCCCAUGAUGAUGGCAGUGUAACUUACAAAAUAUUUCCAUUGGAGAAACUGUUUUGAAAGCAGAAAUAUGUAGAGAAGUGCUUGCUGCUGGAUGGCAUCUAUGUGCUCAUAUGAACCUAUGAGAGGUCUUUUAACUUGACCAUCCUUUCAGUGAUGAAACAACACUGGGAAUUAUGGACAAGAACAUCGGAGAGCAGCUUAAUAAAGCUUAUGAAGCCUAUCGACAAGCAUGCAUGGAUAGGGACCAUGCUGUGAAAGAACUACAGCAAAAAACAGAGAACUACAUGCAGCAAAUACGUGAACAGCAGGAACAGAUAGAGCUUCAAAACAGCAUUAUUGCAAAACUGAAUUCACAGUUAGCUGCUCUGAAUGCUAAUAGAGGUAAUGUGCAUCCCUACAUUCUGAUGCAUGAAGACAUUGAAACCUCCAACUUAUCUUUUAGCCAGCUCUCUGAAAAACUGAACGUAGCAAAACGAAGAGAGAGACUCUUAAAGGAACAGUUAGAAAAUGAGAGCAUGAAGUUGAAGCAACUUGAAGACAAAAACAGUCAAAAGGAAAGGAAGCUUGUGUCUAUUAUUUCCAACCAAGAAGAUAAAAUACGAUCUCUGAAAAUUAAAUUGAAAGAAUUAAAUGAAGCACAAAAGAAUAUGCAGAUGCCAAUAUACAAAAUGGAGGUGAAAAGUAAGAAAGUUGUUCCAGAUAAGCCUGAAUUAUCUCUAGGAUUCUCUGGUAUUUCACCUGGGCAUGCAAGGGAGAAUCUGGAGACUAUUUUCCAGGAGAUGAAAGAAGAGUGUCAUCGAAUAUGUAUGCUAGCCAGAGAACAAACAGACCAACUGAGUAAAUUUAGGAUAAAGCCAGAACCUGAAACUGAAAUACAGUUUUCCAUGCCGAUACAGUGUACUGAUAAAACUGAUGAACAAGCAGAAGAGCUUUUUAAGCCUCGGGUUAUACAGGAUAUAAAUAGAGGUGCAUCAUGCAUCACAUCUAUCACACCAAGAGGAGUGGGCCAAGAUGAGGACAACAACUCUGUAGAAUCACUUUCUAAAUUUAAUGUCAAGUUUCCACCUACAGACAAUGACUCUGCUUUCUUGCAGAGCACUCAGGAGAAACCAACGGUACCUUGUACUGGUAUAGCUGAAAACAUGCUUCAAGAUCAUCAUUUUAACCUGGAGCACAGAGACCGUGCUGUUAACCUCAGUAAAUUGGAACCUAACUCAUUUGAAGCUCGUGGAGUUGAUCUCAUGACCUCAGCUUUACAAAGCUUAACUACUGUUGACAAAAAACCCCCGAAUCAUGCAAACAUGCCCGUAGAAAAUACCCGUGACAAAACAUGCUUAAAAACAGCAGACACUGGUUUCACGUUUAUACCUAAGCACACGAACCAGGGAUCACCUGAAGCAAUUUUUCCUUUAGAAGCUGCUGGGACAACUGUCAGAGGUCCUCACCAGCUCAUUUGGCAGCCUCAAGACAAUGAUUUGCUGGCACAAGCUUAUACAGACUCUGAACUGAAUCAGUGUGGAGUAUGUGAAUUCUGUCGAGAAGUUUUCCCACCAUCUCUAACAUCUAAGGAAGAUUUUCUUCGGCAUCUGAAUUCCCACUUUAAAGUACAGUCUUAAUGUAUGAGAAUUCAAUGGAUCACUGUUUUUGCAUACAUUUGAUUUUUUUAUUCAAUAGAUAUGCUAAGAAUUUAAGGAUUAAGACUUGUAACAAGAACUUAUAACUGAAAUUGUCAGAUAAGCACAUUUUUAAUUGUCAUUUGACAAGGUAAAAUGGAACUGUAAGUCAGUACUGUAACACAUUAUUGCUUGUUAUGCUUCAAUAUUACCAUUGGGAUUGUUGUUAAAUGCCUUUUUUUCAAUUAAUAUUUGUCUGAAUAGGCUCAAAGUCAUGAUUAUAUUUGAGUACAGAUUUGCAGGAUUAAGUACUUAAUCUGGGUGGGGAAAUUGGUGUAACACUAGCAUUUUUUCUCAAUAUCCAGUUAUGAUUCUCUUCUCCUUGAAGUAAACAGAAAGGAGAAGUAAGCUCUCAUUUUUAAUUUCUAUUAUGAAAUUUCCAAAUUUAACUUACAGUAGUGAACCUCUUAAUUCAGAUCCUUGCAAAAUCAUCAGAGUAAUUGAUUGCCUAGUGUGCCAAAAUUAGGAUAGACUCUUAAUAUAAAUCAAUGGUUGACUUUCUUUCUGAAUUGUUUUCUAGAGAGAUUAAUCUAACACAGCACAUAAAUGACCCUUUUGCUAAAAUGGACUGGUAGCAGUUUUCUGUAUGUCUGAUAAAUCUUGUUAAAAAAAAAACCUAUUUUGUUAACAUACUGUCCUAGCAUUAAUCAUGAGUAAAAUACUGCCAUAGAAAAUGGUAUAUUAGUAUGAAGGAUGGAAUGAGAAAAGGCUAAACUGUCCCUAAAACUAAGAAUACCAAAGAUUGUUUACCUUUCCUUCUGGUCAUAACAUGAAGGAUUGUUCAAGUCGGUUAUGGCCUAGAUGGGCGAGGGGAAAACCUAAUAAUGGAAAUCUCAGUGACUUCAGUUUUAACCUGAAUAUGCAAGAGUGGCUUUCUCAAUGCAAUAUGAAUUUGUGUUUAGGUGAAACAUUGCAUUUUGAUAAAGUUUGCACAUUUUAUGGAAUUAUAGGGUUCAAAUUAAAAAGCAAUGUUUUUUUACUAAGCAAUUUAAAUUAAUGAUAAAAGGUGACCUGGAGCUUUUUGCAUAUGAACUGAGUAUAGGUUUUUGUCCUGAUUUUUGAUAAUUAGCAUUAAUUUUUUAUAGCAGCAAAGCACACCACUUUUUAAAGAUUUGUUCGCAGGUGACUUAUUUCUGGAAAAAAAAAAUACACCUGCAUCUUUUUUAGAAAUGGAUUUUUCUGCAGUUAUUUGCUGUACUUUAAACAUCUCAUGUUUGUAACUGGCUGUCAACAGAGUGUAAUAAACAGCAGUGUACAGUGCGUGUCUGCGA